CUACGACAUGUCAUGUUCAUGUCGCUUUCUCUUAUUCGAUCAUCGCGGGAAUCUACGUGGACAACACGUACGGCGGUCUCGUGCACGGCAAGGGCAUCUGCCCCGCCAGCCCCUGGGCCGCGUACAGCAGGCCCGACGCCGCGGGCAACACGGGGCUGCCCUGUAGCUGCGCUCCCAUCUCCAGGUGGUACCUGGAGGACGCGCCCAGCGCCGAGGUCUACCCGAAGCUCAGGGAGGGCCGCUUCGACACGGUGGGCGGUUGCGUGUGGACGGCCGAGGACCUCGCGCGGGACCCGUCGUACUGGGACGGCGGCCGGGAGCUUCUGUACUGGGAGAAGAGGAGGCUCGAGGCGAAGGGGUGA
Messenger RNA from Prorocentrum cordatum, 362 nucleotides. Lineage: Eukaryota; Dinophyceae; Prorocentrales; Prorocentraceae. The record is from the annotation of a GenBank genome assembly.